UAAAAUCAAUUGGCUAGCCAAGUCCAAAACAAAUCCUAGGAAAUAGCAUUGUGAUUAGGAAUGAUCCUAAUGAUGAUUUCAGCUUGAAUUUGUGAUAGUCCGGUAUUAAUUCUGAGGUGUUUUGAUUAGGUUCCUGAUCGUUCUGUCAGUUAGUGCGUGAAUUGAGUGCUUGGUUUUAUGCAAGUGAGGUAAGUAAUUUAUGGUAAUGCCCGUACUGUUUUAAAAGCAUGUUUUGAUUUGUUUUGAAGUGGUGGCAGAACUAAACCCAUUUUACACAAGCAUGACUGAUUUGAAGUGAAAUGUUUUAUGCUUUCAUUUAAAUUGAGCAUGCCUACUUGAAAUUUAAGUGAUUGUCCUGAUGAUCUGAAAGUGAUUGUGAAUCGUGAUUUUCCUGUUAACUUCUGCCUGUUUUGUCUCCGAUGUGGUCAUGUUAUUCGUGACCCUGCUAGUGGGGGAGGUUAUAAACGCUAGCACAUGUCGACAUGUUAGUGAAAGAGCCGGUUCGUUCAACCCAGCUAGUGGGGGUUAUACACCAGUAAAUCGUGGCCCUGCUAGUGGGGAUUAUACACUGGCCGUGACCUAUAGAGGAGACGUCUAUUUCGUGCCCGUACUGUAUCUGUUUUCGUGAUUGUACUUAUUGGCAUGCUUUAAGUUUGAUAAGGGGCACUCCAUAUUUACUUACUGAGUUUAUCUCAUAGUUUUUCCUUGUCCACCAUUUUAGGAUGUGAAAUCGAGGACGGGGAAACCACGGGAAGUGACGAGUUAGAAAGCUAGCCAUUUCGAGAUUGAUAUAGAUUCUAGAAAUCAUGAUCUUGUAAGCUAGAGUGUACUUGGAGAUUUUAUGAU
Messenger RNA from Rubroshorea leprosula, 846 nucleotides. The record is from the annotation of a GenBank genome assembly. Lineage: Eukaryota; Viridiplantae; Streptophyta; Magnoliopsida; Malvales; Dipterocarpaceae.